Rhipicephalus sanguineus (brown dog tick) is the source of this 4313-nucleotide messenger RNA. RefSeq names its product hemicentin-2-like. Gene Ontology annotation, molecular function: protein binding. The record is from RefSeq and is a predicted model, not a curated record. Lineage: Eukaryota; Metazoa; Arthropoda; Arachnida; Ixodida; Ixodidae.
CUCAGUGUUCCUGGACUAGAGCCCCGUGCGGCGGGAAUAUUUUCGCGACGUGCCAAGAAGAGAAAUCCGCAGAAGCCGCCGCUGCUCGCCGCAUCUCCUUUUCUCAUUUUGUUGGCUGCUCGCGCGCUUCCCCGGAGCUCAAUUCUCUCGGCAGGGAAGGAGUCUGUCACCGCUUUCGGCUCACAGGCACGUCGGCGCGGAAGCAGUGAAGUGUGUGUGUCAUCCGUGCGAGCGUGCGCACGUUCUGCACGCAACUUUCUCCGGCUAGAGACACAUCCGCUGGGAACCAGUGCUAAUUCUUUUCUUCUGUUUCUUGUGAGCGUACGUGUACGUGUGUCUACUUAGCACUGAUAAAGCUACUGCCAUCUCAACGUGAACAACUCAACCCAUGACUUGCCAAAUGGCCGCUCCACGCAAUGAGGAUUACAGUGCGCGGUUUUGUUGAACGGUUUCAUCCUCUCAAGCUGAUACUGUGCAGUCUGUCGACACCCUCAAGCGGUUUUUUUUUUAUUCAGCGCUGAGAAACCAGCUUUAUCGGUGUGCGUUUCCGCCGUGUUUUUAAAGAUUGUCCGCGAACUUGAGAAUCCUUCAACAACACCGCCAGUUUUAGCGCUGGACACCCAAUGACCUCCCUUUAGAAGCCCGAGAUAUGCGCGCGCCCCAAUUUCUGGAUGACACUAAUGGAAGGUCGGUAGUGGAAGGCGCGUAGCGAAGAAAGGCGCGCCAAGAAUGUGAUCAAAGAAUAAAAACAAAGAAAAAAAAAACGAAGUGCUAACCGGAAGGUGAAAGUCCAAGAAAAAGUAAAAGGAAACUAAUACCCAUUUGGCGUCAUUUAGUGUACAUCGACGUGUUCCGAUUCAGGAACCAUAGAGAAAAGAGAGACUUGUACCUCAUUUUUGUUUCAUGAUGUGCUGACGCAAGGAGUGCCGAAGAAGUGGCUAGACCGAAGCGUAGGGCCCGAAUGGGGCCUGAAAAGGAGCAGGUGGGCGGCUUGGGUGUGCCGUGCGCGGUGAGAACGCUGCCGUCAGAGGCACGCAGUGUGACCGCAUCCUGUGGAUAUCUGCGCAUCUCGACGACAACAAUGAGUGGGCGCACGUCGUCGAACUGGCGUCGGCGUCGUUCGCUAUGGAUAACGAGAACCGCCGCAAGCGCCACCCUGACUGUGCUGGUGGUGCUCUCGUGCGCACCGGGAGUGUCAUCGAUGCAUUCGAGAGGUACUUCGAAGCGCCUGAUAGUGCGUGAGGGCCACCAGACGGAGCUGCCGUGCGACUUGAGGGACGCCCUCUCCAACGACUCACUGGCCUUCGUGCACUGGUAUCACACGGCUGAGCGGGAACCUCACGGUUCCGGUGGCGCGGGAUCCUCGCUAGGAUACGGGUUCCGCGCGGCAGCAGCGAGCCGUGAACCCAUAUACACGGUGGACUUCGGGCCAGACCCGACCGCCAGCAGGGAGGCCACCUCUAGUGGAGCCAUAACUUCCGGCGCCACAGGCGCCGCGGGGGCACGAGGGAACAACUUGUUACAGGUGAACCGUUCAGCGGGGCAUGGCUGGGUGGGGCGGGCCUACUUUUCCAUUAUCGGCCACCCGGCCAGUCUCAAGGUGAACAGCGUGCGCUUCGAGGACGCCGGUCUGUACACGUGCACAGCCGUGUUCCGUGAUGGCGCCCGAAGGAACUCCACGGUGCGGCUUCACGUCGUCGCUCCACCCGAGCCUCCAGUGAUACGAGACGGUGAAGGAAACGAACUCCGAGGCACCAUCGGCCCUUUCAACGAAGGCAGCACGCUGGCAUUGGUGUGCGUGGUCUAUGGUGGCAAGCCCAAGCCUACGCUGGUGUGGGGCGGUAUGCCAGAUGGAAUGAUGGCCGAGGUGCGCCCAUCUUCCGAGGCGCAACUCACCACCGCGACUCUACUCAUCCAUUCCUUAAGAAGGGAGGACCUGCGCGCGGCCCUCUACUGCACUGCAUCAAACAACAUAUCCUCGCCAGCCGACACCUCCGUCACGCUCGACCUCAACCUGCGUCCAACGUCGGUGAAGAUCAGGCGCGGCGACAUUCCCAUCUCGGCGGGCCUGCCCGCUGAAAUCGUAUGCGAAGUGUGGGGAUCGCGGCCACCGCCCGUGGUGACGUGGUGGAAAGGCCUGCGUCAACUGAACCACACUUUCGUGUACGUGUCAACGGAUGGCAACAUGACCACGAGCGUCGUCUCGUUCACACCCUCGAGCGAUGACCACGGCUCUAGUCUCGCCUGCCGAGCCAAGAACCCGGCAAUGGCGGACAGUGUUGAAGAGGACACGUGGACGAUGGACGUGCAGUACAAGCCCAGGAUCUCGCUGCAGCUGGGCACCAAGCUGAGCCUUGAGAACAUCCAGGAAAAUAACGACGUGUACCUGGAAUGCCGCGCGGAUGAACCCCCAGUAGACGAAGUUGCCUGGCAAUUCGACGGCGACGAGUUGCAGGCCUCAGAAAACGUGAUCGUCUCCAAGAACUUUCUGGUCAUUCAGCGAGUACAGACUCACCACUCGGGCCUGUACUCUUGCAGCGCUGAGAACUCAGAAGGAAGGACACAGGGCGAGACACUGCAACUCCGCGUACAACACGCGCCACUGUGCAAGGCGAACCAGCACGUGGUGUAUGCUGCGUCGCGGCAUCAGGAGGUCGAGGUUCACUGCGAAGUCGAAGCGGAUCCCAGCAAUGUCACCUUCGAGUGGCGCUUCAACAGCACGCUUCAACAGCGACCCCUCAAGAGCUUUUCGGCGCAGGGAACGAGUAGUAUCGCCCGAUACAUCCCCCACAGCCACACCGAAUACGGGACCCUGCUCUGCACAGCCUCUAAUCGCAUCGGCAAGCAACGUCAGCCAUGUCUUUUCCACGUCGUCCAGGCAGGACCCCCGGGCCCCGUGGAAAACUGUUCCAUCACGAACCAAACCGAGGGAUCCCUGCACCUCGAGUGCCAGGCAGGCUCGGAUGGACACCUUCCAGCGCACUUUGUGCUCUCCGUGCACGACGCACUUACAGCCACCGUGUCGGCAAACUUCACCGCCGAUAAGCCAGAUUUCUGGGUCCACGAUCUACUUCCUGGCGUGGAGUACUUCCUUGUGGUUUCCGCCGUCAACGAGAGAGGCCGAAGUCCAGAACUCACGAUCCUUCCGCCGAUCAUGCCUCUCGUGGGAAAGCUUACCAAGUCCGGAAGUGCGGCCAAGAUGUACUCGAGCGCACUUCUAGUGACGGUGAUUGCCGCAGUGGCGCUUCUGUGCAUCCUACCUCUCAUUGUGCUCGGAGCCGUUAAACUGAAAGGUCGGCGCUUCUUCAACAAAAGUCCCGAGGCCAAAAAAGAUUCGACAGACGAAGACGCCUGCCCAUCGACCACAGCUCCUACUCCUGAAGAGGCUACGCAACUUCAGAUAUCCUCCAUCUACCCCAAGGAGGACAACCAAGUGUGGAUUGUGAAGAAGAGCACGGGCCUAUGAGCAGCUACAGCUCAUGUUAUCCGCCGCGCGGCCAAGCUGUUACUGUUCACAGCUGAGUCAGCUUGAUGCCGGCACCAGCAGUCACAUGUUCCGCCUUCAUGUAAAGUUUAUUUGAAGGUGGCCUAAUGAACAAUCAGCUACAAUAUUAUUGGAUGGAGAAAGCCGACUAUCGCCACGUAGAUGGUUGACGGAGGCAGCCCGCGAAAGCUAGACCGGUCGAUUUACUACAGAUGAACAAUCUCAUUUAGCACCAAUUUUGGAAAUCUUACCUUCUUUCUCGAAUACUGUGAUAGCAAGCAGGGAAAGAAUUAUACACAGCUGAAUGAUGAAUGAAAGAAUUUCUUCUUGGACAAACCACCAAGCGUUUAUCAUCAAUGUAAGUUCGAGCCUAUUCAAUAAGAUCUCCUCCACAGUGACCUUUUCUAUGUGAAGAGCAAGUUGGGAAAACUAGAGCUAGUGUGAUCGCAAGGAGCUGUUAUAUGUAAUCGAACGAACGAGUGGCUAGUAAGUGCGGGUGUGAUACAAUAAGAUUUGUCACAUUGCACUUGAUUCAUGGCGCACUGUUAAAGCUUCAGAUGUUUGUGCGUUUGUGUUUGCGUCGGCGUUUUUUGGCCACCAGGAACAAAUUCACUAGCCUUGUGCAUCUCAGGAGCUCCGAGACGUGGAUGUGCUAAUGGAAGCAUGCGACCAGGGAACGGUGUACAUAAGUGAACGUUUACUGACUAUGCCUGUGAAACCGAAACUCUCAGUGACUUUCUGCAUAUUCACCGGUCCCGUCACCUCAAGCUCAACAAGAGAUGGCGACUAAGAAGGAUGUGCACAUGUGGUGCUGCUCACAGCCAUAUGU